Molecule: messenger RNA, 5652 nt
Organism: Chelmon rostratus (copperband butterflyfish)
Lineage: Eukaryota; Metazoa; Chordata; Actinopteri; Chaetodontiformes; Chaetodontidae
Product: FH2 domain-containing protein 1-like
Exons: 14
Coding region: 329-4330 (1333 amino acids)
Source: RefSeq, a predicted model, not a curated record
CUCUCUCCCACGCGCGCCCACCUCACCGCUCAGCGCGCGCCGCCUGUGGAUGCGAGCUGGAGUCAACCGGGAUCAGCAGAAUCUUCCUUCGCUGUAAACUUGGACGUUUUCAGACGGAGGUUCCGCGGAGGAGCGUCCGCGCCGCUGAAGCCGCUCUGUCCGCUCUCUCAUCUUCUCGACCUUUGACCCUUCAACGACCUCCGAUGUUCCUAAAGUGAUGACCCAUCUUCAUCAUCAUCACCGCACCCCUCACCAUGGUCACCCGUCAGCUCGGUGACCGACCUGUCCGCCGCCUCCCCUCUCCGCUCCCGUCCAAUCGGCUGCGGGGAUGCACGUGAUGGGCAGCGUCUCCCCGGCCAAUGAGAGGGAGGGUUUCUCUCUCCAGGACGAAGGCGUUGCAGUCGCCGUGUCGACGUCCCCUCCUGGUCCUCCAGCGGGAUUUUCUGAAAUCGAGGGCGAACGGGCAAGACCGCCAGCCCCUGCUCCCCCUCCUCCUCCUCCCCCUCCUCCUCUUCUUCCUCCUCCCCCUCCUCCCCCCAUGCCGCCCCUGCUUCCAGGGCUGGGAGACCCUGCAGGAGGCCUGAGGAAGAAGAGGAGGGUGAGGAGUUUCUUUUGGAAAACGAUACCAGAGGACCAGGUGAAGGGGCGGGCCAACCUGUGGACUCAGGGACGAGUGCAGCAGCAGUACGAGAUCGACGUCCGGACCAUCGAGGAGCUGUUUGGUCAGAACGACUGUCAAUCAAAUGCCAAGACCACACCCACCAGGGGUGUGAAGACCAGGAGCUCGUUCAGAGAGUCCAAAGAGGAGGUCUCCAUUCUGGACUCUAAGCGAGGGAUGAACAUUGGGAUUUUCCUCAAACAGUUCAAGAGGACCAAUCAGACGAUAGUAGAUGAUAUUCGCCAUGGCAACAGUGAGGCUUACGGGGCGGAGCCUCUGAGAGAGCUGCUGAAGCUGCUGCCAGAGACAGAGGAGGUGAAGAAGCUGAAGUCGUACCGCGGCGACAUCUCCAAGCUCUCGUUGGCCGAUUCCUUCGUGUACCUGCUGAUUCAGCUCCCCAGUUACUCGGUGCGUAUUGAGUCCAUGCUGUUGAAGGAGGAGUUUCCUGCGGUGUGCGAAGCCAUGAAACGAGACAUUAAGAUCCUUCGCACAGCUGCCAAAGAGUUAAUGUGCUGCGAGGAGCUCCAUGCUGUUCUCCACCUGGUGCUGCAGGCUGGAAACAUCCUCAACGCUGGAGGCUAUGCAGGAAACGCUGUUGGUUUCAAGCUGUCGUCUCUUCUGUCUCUGGCCGACACCAAGGCCAACAAACCGGGCAUGAACCUGCUGCACUUUGUCGCUCUGGAAGCCCAGAAAAAAGACGACAAGCUGUUGGAGUUUCCUCUCAAGUUGAGUCACGUGCAGCCUGCAGCCCGGAUCUCCAUGGAAACGCUGGACGCCGACCUGCAGUGGCUGACGUCUCGCACGCGCUCAGUAGAGGAAAACGUCCAGAGAGACACGGAGCUGCUGCAGCAACUGGACGACUUCCUGCAGUCGGCCACCUCGUCUCUCUGCUCGCUGCGCAGCGGCCGGCAGCUGCUGAGGAAGGAAGGCAGCGAGCUGGUCGACUUCUUCUGUGAAGACAGAGAAACGUUCAGACUGGACGACUGCUUCAGCAUCUUCCACACCUUCUGCUCCAGGUUCACUGGUGCUGUCAAGGAGAACAUAGAGAGGGAGGCGAAGGAGGCAGCCCGUCGCCGGAGGAUACAGGAGCUGGAGGAGCAGAAGAGGCACUCCUGGGCGGGGGGUGAGGAGGUGGCCGGAGCGUUCGGGUUGCGGUGCAGCAGCGAGACGGACAUGUCAGCUGUCCUGUCACGACACUACGAGGCCGGGCAGCUGCUGGAGCUUCUGACCCCUAAAUCCCGCCCCCGAUCGCCCCUCAACAUCUCCCAUAAUCCUCUGGGACGCGCGGGGAGCUUACGCCGCUCCCGAAACUCUCCAUCCAGCUCGCCGUCUAUGGCUGCUGAGCGUGAACUGAGCACGCUUCUGGGGGCGGCGACCCCCAAACACAAAGUCGCUGCUGAGGGUGAGCGACGGACAGCUUUUCCAGCAUCCUCACCUGAAACCACAAUUAGAAGUCCAGAACUCUCCCCUCGACCACAGAGGGUCCCUACAUGCAGCUUCAACGAAAACCAGCAGCCUCAAGCAGGCCAGAGGGCACCACAAACCCGUUCUUCACCUCCCGAGACCUCUUUGAGUUCACAAAACGCAAACCAUACAACCGCCAAUUACCUCAGCUGUGACGCUACCCAGACUCAAUUCAACACCAUCAAUCACACAAACGAAGUUACAGUUAAACCUACCUCUGAUGCGAACCAGCAAUCCGACCACAACAACAACGGCAACGAUCGAUCCGGCCUGGGUUUUAGCAACCAGGGAACGCUUUCAGACCACCGGUCUGGUUUGAGGGGGGAAGUAGCUACAAUGAACAAAGCUGAUCAGGAGUUGAGAGGACCGAUCAGCUGCAGCGACCAGAAGAAUGAACACAGCACUGCAGCUGCAGGCAACAUGUCUGUGGUCUUAGAAAAAUGCACACUGGUGCCUGAGCUGAAAGCUUUCGACAAGGCCACCGCCCGGACCAGCCACAACGAAGGGCCUCGCAGCAGUCGCCCCCGUGGAUGUCCCCAGGACGACGUGGUCAUCGUAGAUUUGGAACAAGAGGGAGCGGACAGAUCCCAAGUCCAGGAGACGCAGAAUAACUCCCAGAUUGGUAACACAGAAAACACUAAUGUGCAAAGUUCUGAGACAAACUCUUCCUCAUUACAGAGAGAGGAAGAGGAGGCGCUAGAGGAAAAGGUGAUCGUCUGGUGUGUGACAGGUGUGUGCGAGGCAGCCGGCGAGCUCACACACUCUGACAACUCGCACGCGCAAACAGAGGAGGAUCCGUGUAGAGGUGACAAUCAGGGAGGAAGCCAGCAAGCUUCCUCUGCCCCAGCCAAUAGCAUGCCUUCAGAACCUCAGCCAGCCAAUGAAAAGCCAGUGCCUAUACCCAUCAGCAGCCAACCGGUGCCUGUCUCCCGCUGUGACGACCCAUCACAUCCUGUCACCUCCCCGAGGUGGUGCCCUGUAGACCCAGCAUCAGCCAAUGAAGGGUCUAGGCUCACUUCAGGUGCCUCAGAGGAAGCUAAAGAAACAGCCAAUCAAGAGGAGGAAGUAGAGGGCUCCACCAAUGAGAUGAGAGAAGUGGAGACUGUCCCAGAACAAUCAUUAUCAGAUGACAGGAGCAGAAACGAAACUCCUUCCUGUCACACAACCAAUGAAAAGACAGAAGCAGCUACUUCCACUAAUGGAAAAGCAGAGCUGGCACCUUCGUCCAAACCAUCCACCAGGAGCCUCCCUACCUCGAAAACUCGGCCUGCUGGGAUGAAAACCGUGACCCCAAACGCCUCCUCUGCUGCCAGCAAAAGCAAGCCUGUUCGCACCCUCACCAGCUCUGAGAACCAGGGCAUGAGGCGGGUCGUGCCCAUCUCCAAAGCCAGCAGAGGUGCUCCGUCUCUGGGAAAACGUCCCGAGAAGCCUCCUGGAAACCUCCGGGGCUCCUCCAGCACUGCGACACCUGCCAGUCUGACCGUCUCCAACCUCAACAGCACCUCUCUCCGACGAGGAGACAGGCCCUCGACUGCUCCCUCCUCCCGACGCUCCAGCAUCAACAGGACGCCGGACGCCAAGGAUUCAAAAGACCAGAAGGUUUCGGGUCCUCAGGCAUCUGCUCGAGAGCAGAACCACGACUUGCAAAGAAAACCGUCCAUCCGAAAGCCCUUAACAAAGCCCAAAGCCCAGCAGGAGGAGAAGAUGUGUCGCUCCACACUGCGGGCGCUCACUCAAGGAGAUGGAGGGGGGGGCAGCAUCAGUGCCCCUGCCACUCCUUUGCACAAAGGCAGUGCCCCUUCAUCAUUACCACUUCCAAAUUUCGCCCGAAGUACUGCUUCUUCUUCUUUCAGAAGAAGCCACACCACCCUUGGUCCUCCCCAUUCAUCCCACACUGGCUCAGACUCCUCCCCUAAAUCCAUCUCCAAGACUACCUCCUCCUCCAUCGCCCCUCCUGGCACCUCCUCACCUUUGACACGAACAGGCUCGAUGAGACUCUCCGCCACCUCCAGAUCCUCAGAUCUCCUCUACCCGUCCUCCUCUUCCCCCCUGAGGAGGUCUCAGAGCAUCAGGAUACCUCCUCGCUCGCCGCUUCAGAACUCACUGGUUCCCCCUAAAGGCCACCGGCCGAAUGACAGCGGCGCCUACUCCGACAAGUCAGCUCAUUCUCGGGACCCGGCCAAGUCCGUCAGGCCAAGCUGGAAAUAGCAGGAGGCUGCAUCCCAACAUGAAGUCUAAGCAGUUUCUCCCACUUCUUCCUUCUUUACAGAAGGUGAAGUCAGAGGAUACGUACAAAUAUGAAGUAUAGACUCCUAUUUAUGUAAGAAGACAGGAUGCAGUCCUGUGCAAAAAUCUCAAGUUUAGCUGGAGAAAUAAAAGAGGUCACAUUCCAAUAUGAAGCACAGACGCUGCUGAAGUUAAGAGGCUUCGUUCCAAUAUAGAGAUUAAUUAUCUCCUAUGCAUUCAAACUUAAACCAUGCUGGUGGUGAAAGGAUGCAUUCCAUUAUGUAUAUCAUGUUCACUCUGGACUGUAAAGUGUGCAUGCUCUAAAAAAACACGGAGGCUGCGUUCCAUUUUGAACACUUUGCCUUUUCAAAGCAGAAUAUAUGUCACCGAACCUCGUGUCCGUAUGAGCGAUGCUUCAGAAACAGCCACACAGUAACAAUCAUGACAGAGAUUUCAUAUCAUAAGUAUUUUGCAUCCCCGAGAAAUUAAAACAUAACAAAUAACUAAAUAUACUGGAGUCCAAGCAGAAAUAAUUCCUCCAGCCCUCUGAGAGCAGCCACAUCUGCAAACGUUGGAAGAGUUUAUUUAAACUGUAAUUUUGGCUGGGCGUUUCCUCUCUCCUCAUGAUUAAAUUACUUUACGUCGUACACUCCUUUUUGAUUUUGCACCUUUAACUUCACUAACCAAGCUGAGGAAUCGCUGUACAUCUGGCCUGAUUAAAUUAGAAAUCAUAUCAUUAUUAUUAUUCUUGUAAUUUAAAAAAAAUUUGAUUGCUACAUCACUGAAAAAUCAUGAUUAAAAAUCAUCGUUAAGCCAGAGCGAUUAGUUUAGACGAGGAGAUUUAAAGUCUCUGAUUCAAACCAACAGUGUCUGACUCACUGAGAAAAGUCUGCAGUGCCAAGUUUGUCCAUAUGAGAAUAUUUGUAUGUUUAUGUAUCUCUAUUUAUGUAUAUAUGAAGUUAAUAUUUGAUAUAUAUAUAUAAUCUAUAUACUAAUUAAUAAAGUAUUAUUCCUCCAACACACUGUACUUUUGUUUCUGUUCAGCAAAGCUCAUUUACAAACCGUCUACAAAUACUUUGUCUUUUAUUUCCUCUGCUGCUGUGUUUCUUUUACCCUGCUUCAAGAUCAAAACAGGUGGCAUUUGUCACCUGAAAUGAUAUUUAGCACCUGGAUUAGUUCAUCCAAUCAGAGAGCAGCCGUCAAAACACAUCUCGUGUUUCUGAUCCCGAUCCAAGUUCUUUCAUAUCGUACAUAUUAUAAUACCAAGUGUAUUUUUUUCCAUUAUUGGAUUAACUAUUGUCUGA